Cotesia congregata is the source of this 10680-nucleotide messenger RNA. The record is from the annotation of a GenBank genome assembly. Lineage: Eukaryota; Metazoa; Arthropoda; Insecta; Hymenoptera; Braconidae.
AUGUUGAUAAGAGCAGUGGCGGCCGUUUGGGUCGCCGUACUCUUGUGCCAUCUACACAUAGCAUCAUCUCAGGUUUCCAAUGUCUUCACCUGUCCAAAUGGUUGGGAGCUCAAAGGAAUAUAUUGUUAUAAAUUUUUCAACAUCAAACAUUCGUGGGAAAAAGCCGCCGAAUUAUGCCGAAGAUAUGGAAGUGAACUGAUGGUAGUUGAAUCAUACAGCGAGAACAAUAUGUCUGCAAGUAUUGUAGGAAAACAUUUGGAUAAAUAUUGGUUGGGCUUAGCAUCGUUAGAUGAUCUAAGAACGAAUACGUUAGAGUCUGCUGCAGGAAUGCUUGUUUCUCAGUAUGCAGGUUUUUGGGCUUCUAAACAACCAGAUCCAAAAUCAGGCGAAUGUGUAGACUUUGCGAUCUCUGAUGAUCAACAACAAUCGUGGGAACUUACAACAUGUGAAUCAUUGUUACCUUUUAUGUGUAAAGCAAAUGCAUGUCCAGCAGGAUCAUUCCACUGUUCAAACGGCAAGUGUAUAAACGCAGCAUUCAAAUGUGACAAGCAAGACGACUGCGGUGACUAUUCCGACGAGAUUGAUUGUCCAAACAAUUGUCAAUAUUACAUGGCAAGUAGCGGUGAUGUGGUUGAAAGUCCUAAUUAUCCGCACAAAUACACGCCACUGAGUAACUGUAAAUGGACAUUAGAAGGCCCGCAGGGUCACAAUAUUCUUCUGCAAUUUCAAGAAUUUGAAACGGAGAAGAGUUUUGAUAUCGUGCAGAUCUUAGUUGGCGGACGAACGGAAGAAAAGUCUGUUAACUUAGCAACACUAUCAGGCAAAGAAGAAUUAUCUAACAAACGUUUCGUAUCGGCGUCGAAUUUCAUGAUAAUUAAAUUCAGUACUGAUGGAUCAGUAGAGCGCAAAGGUUUCCGUGCGUCAUGGAAAACUGAGCCACAAACAUGUGGAGGAAUAUUACGAGCUACGCCUCAAGGACAAGUAUUAACAUCACCAGGAUAUCCGCAAAAUUACCCAGGAGGUCUCGAGUGCUUGUACAUACUUCAAGCUCAACCAGGCCGAAUCAUUUCUAUAGAAAUAGAGGAACUUGAUCUGCAAACCAAUCGUGAUUACAUUUUAGUCCGUGAUGGGGAAUCACCAAUGAGCCGUCCAAUUGCCCGUCUUACCGGCAAGACAGAAAACAAUCCAGCAGUCAUUAUAUCAACUAGUAACAAUUUGUACCUCUAUUUCAAGACCUCGCUAGGAGACUCACGUCGUGGCUUCAGUAUUCGCUACACCCAAGGUUGCCGUGCAACUAUCGUCGCGCUAAACGGCACCGUUCAAUCACCUUCUUACGGGCUCAAUGACUAUCCAAACAAUCAGGAGUGUCUUUAUCGCAUCAAGAAUCCAAAAGGCGUUGCGUUGUCUCUGAAAUUCACCAAUUUCAACGUCCACAACACCGACUACGUUCAAGUUUACGAUGGAUCAAACACAAAUGGCUUAAGGUUACACUCCGGAAAUGGUUUCACCUCAAACACACGUCCUAAAAUCACUCUGACUGCAGAAAGCGGUGAAAUGCUGGUUAGAUUUGUUUCAGAUGCUUUGAGAAGCGCCACUGGAUGGCAAGCAACCUUCUCUGCAGACUGUCCUCAUCUUCUACCAGGUGAAGGGGCUUUGGCAAGCAGCCGUGACACUGCAUUCGGUACAGUUAUCACAUUCUCCUGUCCUUUGGGCCAGGAAUUUGCGACAGGUAAGCCGAAAAUCACGACAGAGUGUUUACCGGGAGGUAACUGGUCAGUGACGUACAUUCCAAAAUGCCAGGAAGUCUACUGUGGACCAGUUCCCCAAAUAGAUAAUGGUUUCUCAAUUGGAUCUUCCAAUGUAACAUAUCAUGGACUUGCGACUUAUCAAUGCUACGCAGGUUUUGCAUUCCCAUCCGGAAGACCAACUGAAAAGAUCUCGUGUUUAGCUGAUGGCAGAUGGGAAAAGAAACCUUCGUGCUUAGCUUCACAGUGUGCUCCACUACCUGAAGCACCAAACGCUAACAUCACAAUUUUGAAUGGCGGUGGCAGAAGUUACGGUACCAUUGUAAGGUUUGAGUGCGAACCUGGCUAUGUUCGUACAGGUCAUCCAGUCAUUCUCUGUAUGUCAAAUGGCACUUGGUCAGACAACGUCCCUACUUGUUCGCGUGCCAAAUGUGCGAUACUGCCGAGUUUGAAGAACGGAUUUUUGGUUGAUACAUCAAAAGAAUAUUUCUACGGAGAUGAAGCCCGAGUACAGUGUAACCGUGGUUACAAGCUCACUGGAUCGAAUAUAAUUACAUGUGGAGCGGAACAAAGGUUUGAAAAUGUUCCAUCGUGUGAGGACAUCAACGAGUGUGCUUCAAGUCAGUGUGAUUUAGCAUCAACUGAGUGUGUCAAUACACCUGGUGCUUUUUCUUGUAAAUGUAAAUCAGGAUUCACUCCUGCAAUGGACUGUCGGUCGGUUGGUGACUUGGGUAUGAUCAAUGGUGGUAUCCCGGAUGAAUCUAUCACAGUUAGCAGCUCAGAAAAUGGAUAUUCGAAAGCUGGAGUUCGGUUGAAUAGCGGAGACGGGUGGUGUGGCAAUGACGUAGAACGUGGUAUGAAUUGGGUGAUGAUUGACAUGAAAGCUCCCACGAUUAUCCGCGGAUUCCGUACCCAAGUUGUUGCUAGAUUGGAUGGAAACAUUGCAUUCACUUCUGCAAUACGUAUACAAUACACAGAUGAUUUGACUGAUGCAUUCACUGAUUACACAAACCCUGAUGGUACACCAGUUGAAUUCAGAACGGUUGAGCCUAUUCUGUCUAUUCUAAACUUACCAGUUCUCAUAGAAGCACGAUACAUCAGAUUCCGCAUACAGGAUUACGUAGGAGCGCCCUGUAUCAAGCUUGAGUUGAUGGGUUGUACAAGACUCGAGUGUACUGAUAUUAAUGAGUGUGCUAACAACAAUGGCGGAUGUCAUCAAAAGUGCAUCAACAGUCCUGGUAGCUAUUCAUGUAUGUGUAAUACUGGUUAUGAACUGUACAAAGGUAAUGGAACGGCUGGAUUCGCGAUUGCUAGGUCAGAAACCGGAGAAAGAGAUGGUGAUUUGUAUCAACGUAAUAAGACAUGCGUACCUGUGAUGUGUCCCAAUUUACCGGCUCCUGAAAAUGGAAAAAUAAUGGUCACUAAAAACCAAUUCCACUUUGGAGACAUUAUAAGGUUCCAAUGUAACUUUGGAUACGUUUUAGCUGGAUCAUCAGCUGUUAUUUGUACAUCAAGUGGUGCUUGGAACGGAACAACGCCUGAGUGUCAGUUUGCUAAAUGUGUAUCGUUACCAGAUGACAAAAAUGAAGGUCUCUCAGUGAUUAGAUCUGAUGAAACUAGUGUUCUGGUACCUUUUGGACAGAACGUUACGUUGAAAUGUGGUAAUUCAGGACGCUACUUACGGAAUACAGCUACUGCAGGCUUUAGGCAGUGUGUGUAUGAUCCAAAACCAGGACUACCAGAUUACUGGCUCUCUGGAUUCCAACCAGCUUGUCCCCGAUCAAAUUGUGGAAAGCCUCUACCAACUCCUGGUGCAGAGUACGGACAAUAUGCAGACACUAAACAUCAGUCAUCGUUCUUCUUCGGUUGUCAAGAUACCUUUAAAUUAGCUGGUCAAACAAAUCGUCAUGACAACGUAGUACGUUGCCAAGCAAACGGUGUAUGGGACUUUGGUGACUUGAGAUGUGAAGGACCGGUUUGUGAAGAUCCUGGUAGACCAAGUGAUGGUUUCCAAGUAGCAAGAAGUUAUGAACAAGGUUCUGAGGUAAACUUCGGAUGUAAUCGUCCAGGUUAUAUUCUGAUUAAUCCGCGUCCUAUUACUUGUCAACGUGAACCCGAAUGUCGUGUUGUUAAGCCACUGGGUCUUGCAUCAGGACGCAUUCCUGAUUCAGCGAUAAACGCUACUUCGGAAAGACCUAAUUAUGAAGCUAAAAAUGUAAGAUUGAAUUCUGUAACUGGUUGGUGUAGUUUUAACAAGCCAGGACAACGGGACUUUACUUACGUCAGCGUUGAUUUGGGUCAAGUAUUCCGAGUCAAAGCUAUUUUAGUUAAAGGAGUCAUUACUAACGAUAUAGUAGGAAGACCUACAGAAAUACGAUUCUUCUACAAACAAUCCGAAAAUGAAAACUACGUUGUAUAUUUCCCGAACUUCAAUUUAACGACACGUGAUCCUGGCAAUUAUGGUGAAUUAGCAAUGAUUACAUUGCCUAAGUACGUUCAAGCACGUUUUGUUAUUUUGGGAAUCGUUAGUUUUGUGGAUAACGCUUGUUUGAAAUUUGAAUUAAUGGGUUGUGAAGAGCCAGUUGUGGAGCCACUUUUGGGUUAUGAUUAUGGUUAUUCUCCAUGUGUCGACAAUGAACCGCCUGUCUUCCAAAACUGUCCUCAACAACCAAUUAUGGUACAAAAAGGACCAGGAGGAGAAUUGCUGCCAGUAAAUUUCACCGAACCAACUGCUGUUGAUAACAGUGGCAGUAUAGCUCGUUUAGAAGUUAAACCGGAGAGUUUCAAGACACCAAUAAGGAUUUUUGAAGACACGGUUGUCAAGUAUGUUGCGUUUGAUUACGACGGAAAUGUUGCUAUUUGCGAGAUUAAUAUCACAGUGCCAGAUAUAACACCGCCUAAGCUAAGUUGUCCACAAAGUUAUGUUAUCGAAUUAGUCGAUCGUCAAGACAAUUACAAUGUUAACUUUAAUGAAACACGAAGACGGAUCAAUACUACUGAUGCCUCAGGACCAGUUACAGUAACAUUUUCACCAGAACGUGCAGUAAUUCCGAUUGGAGGAUUCGAGAAUGUCACUGUAUAUGCAACAGACUCAAGCGGAAACCGUGCGUCUUGUCACUUUCAAGUUUCAGUACAGGCAACUCCAUGUGUAGAUUGGGAACUUAAACCACCGGCUAAUGGUGGUUUGAAAUGUGCUCCUGGUGACAAAGCGCUUCAGUGCAUUGCAACAUGUAGAUCAGGCUACCGAUUUACUAAUGGUGCCCCAACAAAAACAUUCACUUGUGAUCCAAUUAAACAUUGGUCUCCAACAUCUGUGGUACCUGAUUGUGUUUCAGAGAAUACCCAACAAGCAGAUUACCAUGUAAAUGCCACAGUAAUUUAUCGAGCUAAUGGAGCAGUAUCCAGAUCAUGUCUUCCUCAGUAUCAAGACUUGAUGGCCCAAUACUACAUGGACUUGAACGCUAUUCUAACGCAACGUUGUUCAAUAGUUACCGUAAACACUAAUGUUUCAUUUAUACGAUCAAUUCCAAUGCUAUUAGAAGAAAACCUUUUGAAGAUGGAUUUCAUCUUAGUAGUUGUCCCAGUAAUUCGUCAACCAAAACUGUACGAUCUGUGUGGCUCAGCAUUGAAUUUGAUCUUUGAUCUGUCUCUGCCAUAUGCCAGCGCAGUAAUAGAACCACUUCUGAACGUGUCAUCUAUAGGCAAUCAAUGUCCACCACUGCGUGCUCUGAAAUCGUCAGUCUCCCGUGACUUUACUUGCAGCAUAGGUGAAGUACUGAAUAUGGACACUGCAGAUGUACCAAGGUGUCUUCAUUGUCCGGCAGGAACUUACGCAAGUGAACAGAAACAAAAACAGUGUAUAUCUUGUCCAAAAGGAUACUAUCAGAACAGCGAUCGUCAAGGAUCAUGUCUACGUUGUCCUUUCGGUACUUAUACCAAAGAACAAGGCACAAAGACCAUUGAUGACUGUGUACCAGUCUGUGGAUAUGGCACAUACUCACCUAAUGGUUUAGUACCUUGUUUAGAAUGUCCAAGAAAUAGUUACACUGGUGAACCACCGAUUGGUGGUUAUAAAGACUGUCAAACUUGCCCAGCAGGAACAUUCACGUAUCAACCAGCAGCUCCAGGACGUGAUCGUUGUAGGCCGAAGUGUGCACCAGGAAUGUAUUCUGACACAGGUCUUGCGCCUUGUGCACAGUGUCCUAAGAAUUUCUAUCAACCUCAACAUGGUGCUACCACAUGCACGGAAUGUCCUACUGACACCUUCACUGAUAAAUCAGGUGCAACCGGUCGUGAAGCCUGUAAGCCCGUUACUUGUACUGAGUCUGUCUGCAAACACGGUGGGCUAUGCUUACCAAUGGGACACAGUGUCCAAUGUUUCUGUCCAGCUGGAUUUUCCGGACGACGGUGUGAAAUAGACAUCGAUGAAUGUGCAUCACAACCCUGUUAUAAUGGAGCCACGUGUAUAGAUCUACCACAAGGAUACCGAUGUCAAUGUCCAAUUGGUUAUUCAGGUAUCAAUUGUCAAGAAGAAAAAUCUGAUUGUUCCAAUGACACUUGUCCUGAACGGGCUAUGUGCAAAGAUGAACCAGGUUACAACAAUCACACGUGUCUCUGUAGAUCCGGAUACACUGGAGUUGACUGUGAUGUUACGAUAAACCCAUGCACUGCCAGUGGAAAUCCUUGCAAUAAUGGCGCUACUUGUGUAGCAUUACAACAAGGCCGUUACAAGUGUGACUGCUUACCCGGGUGGGAAGGCCAAAGUUGUGAAAUUAAUACCGACGAUUGUGCAGAACGACCGUGCUUACUUGGUGCUAAUUGUACAGAUUUGGUUGCCGAUUUUACGUGUGAUUGUCCUCCAGGAUUUACUGGCAAACGGUGUCAUGAAAAAAUUGAUUUAUGCUCCGGAAACCCAUGUUUGAACGGUAUUUGUAUCGACAAAUUGUUCCAUCAUGAAUGUAUUUGUCAUCCCGGAUGGACAGGUGCCGCUUGCGAAACCAAUAUUAAUGAGUGUGCCAGCAAGCCUUGUAAGAAUAAUGGCCAAUGUCUUGAUCAAACUGCAGGAUAUAUUUGUACUUGUGAACCUGGUUACACGGGUCAACAGUGUCAGCAUACUAUUGAUGAUUGCGCUUCAGGACCAUGUCAAAACGGUGCUACUUGUAUGGACGAGCUUGAUGGUUAUCAAUGUCAAUGUAGACCUGGCUUUGUUGGUCUACAUUGUGAGGCUGAAAUCGACGAGUGCUUAAGCGAUCCAUGCAACCCAGUUGGUAUGGAUCGUUGCGUUGACCUGGAUAACAAGUUCCUGUGUCACUGUCGCGAAGGAUAUACAGGUGAACUUUGUGAAGUCAAUAUUGAUGACUGCGCCUCAAACCCUUGUCUUAAUGGUGCUUCAUGCCGUGAUGAAGUAGGAGGCUAUAAGUGUGUAUGUCCGGAAGGAUGGACCGGCGAUAAAUGUGAACAAGACGUGGGAAUGUGUCUCAAUAGACCAUGUCAGAAUGACGCGAUGUGUGUGGAUCUGUUCCUCGAUUACUUCUGUGUCUGCCCUUCGGGUACUGAUGGCAAACAAUGUGAAACAGCUCCAGAAAGAUGCAUCGGUAAUCCAUGCAUGCACAUGGGAAAAUGCCAAGACUUUGGCUCAGGCUUGAAUUGUACUUGUCCUGAUGAUUUUACAGGAAUCGGUUGUCAGUAUGAGUACGACGCUUGCCAAGCUGGUGCAUGUAAAAACGGCGCUACUUGUAUCGACAAUGGAUCCGGAUUUACUUGCAUAUGUCCACCAGGUUAUACCGGCAAAACUUGUGAAGAUGACAUUAUUGAUUGUAAGGAGAAUUCAUGUCCUCCUUCUGCUACGUGUAUCGAUUUAACUGGCAAAUUUUUCUGUCAAUGUCCAUUCAAUUUGACCGGUGACGACUGUAGAAAGUCAAUCCAAGUAGACUAUGAUCUCUACUUCACCGAUCCAACGAGAAGUAGCGCCGCUCAGGUGAUACCAUUCUUCACGGGUGCACAGAAGAGUUUGACCAUCGCAAUGUGGGUACAAUUUACUCAAAAAGAUGAAGCGGGAAUAUUCUUCACGUUAUACAGUGUUUCUUCGCCUCAUGUGCCCACAAAUCGUCGUGCAAUGAUUCAAGCCCACAGCAAUGGAGUUCAAGUCUCUUUGUUCCCAGAUGUUCAAGAUGUUUAUUUACCAUUUAGAGAGUACGCAACAAUCAAUGAUGGCCAGUGGCAUCAUGUAGCCGUUGUUUGGAACGGAGAAAAUGGUGGAGAGCUGAUUCUCAUUACUGAAGGCUUGAUUGCCAGUAAAACUGAAGGAUACGGUAGCGGAAGAAGCAUACCUUCAUAUGCUUGGACAGUUUUAGGAAAACCGCAAGGAGAAAGUCCCAAGGGCUACACUGAGUCUGGAUUCCAAGGGCACUUGACUAAAGUACAAGUAUGGUCUCGAGCUUUGCAUGUUACCAACGAAAUUCAAAAGCAAGUCCGUGAUUGCCGAACUGAGCCGGUGUUGUAUCCAGGUCUUGUAUUAACCUGGGCUGGUUACGACGAGAGUAUCGGAGGCGUUGAAAGAGUCGUUCCUUCGCAUUGCGGACAGCGAAUCUGUCAACCUGGUUACGGAGGUUCUAAAUGCCAACAACUGGAAGCUGACAAAAGUACUCCUAAGGUUGACCAUUGUCCUGGAGACUUGUGGGUUAUUGCCAAGAAUGGAUCGUCAAUUGUAAACUGGGAUGAACCUCGUUUCUCUGAUAACGUUGGAGUUGUUAAGGUACAAGAGAAGAGUGGACACCGAUCUGGACAGACUCUAUUGUGGGGAACUUAUGACAUCAGCUAUGUUGCUUACGAUCAAGCGGGCAACUCGGCUAGCUGCAACUUCAAAGUCUACGUUCUCUCAGAGUUUUGUCAGGAAUUGGCAGAUCCUAUUGGAGGAUCACAACUGUGCAAGGACUGGGGUUCGGGAGGUCAAUUUAAGGUCUGCGAGAUAUCUUGUAACUCAGGGCUUAGAUUCUCACAAGAAGUUCCCAAAUUCUAUACAUGUGGUGCUGAAGGAUUCUGGCGUCCGACCAACGAUCCUAGCUUACCAGUUGUUUAUCCCGCAUGUACCGCUGCCACACCAGCUCAACGAGUUUUCAGAAUAAAAAUGAACUUCCCUACAUCUGUUUUGUGUAACGAAGCUGGUCAAGGUGUUCUGAAACAGAAGGUCCGAAAUGCUGUCAAUGCUCUGAAUAGAGAUUGGAACUUCUGUUCUUAUUCUCUAGAAGGUACUCGAGAGUGUAAGAAUUUGGACAUUGACGUCCAGUGUGACCACAAAGCUCGUGUUACCCGUGAAGCUGAUGAAGAUGGCGGAAUCUACACGAUAUCUGCUGCUGUGCCAGCUGAAGCAACGAGACACGCUCGUCAAGGAAGUGAUACCUAUCAAGUGGAGAUUGCAUUCCCUGCAAUAAAUGAUCCAAUUCAGAACACAAACUCAAAUGAUCGUGCAACGGUACAAAGUCUACUUGAGAAAUUAAUUCUUGAGGAAGAUCAAUUUGAUGUUAAUGAUAUUUUACCUAACACCGUACCAGAUCCUGCUUCAUUGAUACUUGAAUCGGACUAUGCUUGUCCAGUUGUACCAUGUGCGGUCGGAACUUUCUACGAAGAAUCGACAAACAAGUGUGUGUCAUGUCCAGUAGGAACGUACCAAAGUGAAUCAGGCCAGCUUAAAUGCAGCAGUUGUCCCGUGAUAGCAGGAAGAUCCAGCGUGACAGUAGGACCAGGAGCACGGAGUGCAGCUGAUUGCAAAGAGCGUUGUCCUGCCGGUAAAUACUACGACGACGCAGCCGGACUAUGUCGUAGCUGUGGUCACGGAUUUUACCAACCAAACGAGGGCAGUUUCUCGUGUUUGCUUUGCGGACUGGGCAAAACUACAAGAACCGCUGAAGCAGUAUCUCAUGAAGAAUGUCGCGAUGAAUGUGGAUCGGGUCAACAAUUGGCAGUCGAAGGCAAGUGUGAACCUUGUCCUAGAGGCACCUACCGAACCCAAGGUGUGCAAGCAGCUUGUCAAGCUUGCCCAUUGGGUAGAACUACGCCCAACAUGGGAUCCGCGGCUGUUGAAGAGUGCUCACUGCCCGUUUGUGAGCCUGGAACGCAUCUUAACGGCACUUUGAAUGAAUGUGUCCAAUGUAAGAAGGGUACUUAUCAAUCGGAACCUCAGCAAACGUUCUGUAUUCCCUGUCCACCGAAUACCAGCACCAAAGGACCUGGUGGUACUAGCAAGGCUGAGUGUACCAACCCGUGUGAAAUGAGCGGCGAAGAAAUGCAUUGUGACGCCAAUGCUUAUUGUUUGUUAAUACCAGAGACCAGCGAAUUCAAAUGUGAAUGCAAACCAGGUUACAAUGGGACGGGUACAGUUUGUUCCGACGUCUGUACAGGCUAUUGUGACAAUGAGGGAGUUUGCAUGAAAGACAGCCGUGGUCAGCCGUCUUGCAGAUGCAGUGGUAGCUUCACCGGUAAACACUGCACUGAAAAAUCAGAGUUCUUUUACAUAAUUGGCGGGGUUUCCGGUGGAAUUAUUCUUAUUAUCUUUAUUGUUCUGCUCGUAUGGAUGAUUUGUGCUCGUGCAAGUCGGAAACGUGAGCCUAAGAAAAUGAUUACACCCGCUACGGAUCAAAAUGGAUCACAAGUCAACUUUUACUAUGGAGCGCCAACACCCUAUGCUGAAUCUAUUGCACCUUCUCAUCACAGUACUUAUGCUCAUUAUUAUGAUGACGAAGAAGACGGAUGGGAAAUGCCGAAUUUCUACAAUGAGACUUAUAUGAAAGAGAGUCUGCACAACGGAGGCAAAAUGAACAGUUUAGCGCGUUCAAACGCCAGCAUUUACGGUACCAAGGAUGACCUUUAUGAUAGACUGAAACGUCAUGCAUAUCCAGGAAAAAAAGACAAAAGUGACAGUGACAGCGAGGGUCAGUGA